GCUCGGGGACAGGAGAGAAAUAUAGUAUCAGACAAAUGCAAUAAUGUAACCGUAAUUAAUGAGGAGCGAUGAUGCAAAUAGGCAUAGAAUGUUAAAUUAAUAACAUCUUGACAAAUUCGUAAUAACCGUACCUAACGUGCGUCGUUAAGGAAAUAACUUGCAAGGUAAUAUGCUGAGAUGCUUUGUCAAUGUAUAUUGGCAAAAUACGCGUUUCAAUAAUGGCAUUUAUGCAAAGCAAGUGAUUGUUUUAAGAUUUACAACAAAACUGAUUGCCAUAGUUUUGUCUCUUAUUUUCGUUCCUUUUGAUUUAGGCGUUUGCAGCUAAGGUUGAUAGCACGUUAGCCGAGUUGUUAUUUACCAUUAUGGAUCGGGAGGCAUACCGUAACUGCUGCAGUUUGGUCAAAAUACCUAGACAAUCCUAUGAACAGUUUUGGUCUUCACAUUUUGUAGAUUACAUUGACAAUGAGCUGAGCUACUCAAAGUUUUUCAAAAAAUACUUGCUUCCAAAUCACCCGUGCAUGUUUUCGAGAAGGUUCACGCAGGAUUGGAAAUGUAGAAAACAGUGGGUGACUGGGGAAGGGAAGCCUAAUUUCCAGAAGCUACUGCAAGAAUUUGACGAGAUCCCUGUUCCUGUUGCAAACUGCAAUGCCAAGGAGUAUAAUGCAAAUCCUAAACAAGUCAUGCCUUUUAAAGAAUUUAUACACUACUGGAAGGAAUAUAUUCAGAAUGGUCACUCCUCGCCUAAAGGAUGUCUCUAUCUAAAAGACUGGCACAUGUCAAGGGACUUUCCAGAACACAACAUUUAUACAACACCAGUUUUCUUUUCUUCUGACUGGCUGAAUGAAUACUGGGAUACACUUGAAGUGGAUGAUUAUCGAUUUGUGUACAUGGGCCCUAAAGGUUCAUGGACUCCAUUCCAUGCUGAUGUAUUCCGCUCCUACAGUUGGUCUGCAAACAUCUGUGGCAGGAAGAAGUGGCUUCUUUAUCCCCCUGGUCAGGAAGAGUUUCUGCGAGACACUCAUGGAAACCUUCCGUAUGAUGUGACAUCAGCAGAGCUUCAGGACAGAGGUCUUUUUCCCCAAUAUGAGGAAGCCUGUCAACCUCUUGAGAUUAUUCAAGAGGCAGGCGAGAUCAUUUUUGUGCCCAGUGGGUGGCACCAUCAAGUUUAUAACCUGGAGGACACAAUUUCUAUUAAUCACAACUGGUUGAAUGGCUGCAACGUUGACAUCAUGUGGUUGUUCCUUCAAAAUGAACUGUCUUCUGUACAGAAAGAAAUAGAUGAGUGGAAAAACACAAUGGAUUCCUGGCAUCAGCACUGCCAGGUCAUCAUGAAGGCCUGCUCUGGUAUUGAUUAUGCUGAAUUUGCCUCGUUCUUAAAAAUAAUUUCUGACAACCGAAUGGCUUUCUUGAAUGCUUGCUCGUCAGGGGACCCUUCUAAUUACCCACGGCAGAUCUCAGAAAUGCUGAUCACACUCGGGCCUUAUCAUGCUGCUUUUGAUCUGCAGAGAGUGGCUCACGUGCUCGAAUGUUUACUCUGCAAUGAAGACUUUAAGAGACUGGAUCACUCAUCAAUGUCACUGCAGCCCGAGACUCUUUUACAACAAAUUCGAGACACCAUUCAGUCCACAAGAGGGCAGCAUCUACUGUAUCAGGAAUAAAAUGCCCCGUUUUUAUUUUCACCUGGAUUUAGCUUGAAUGUGCAGUGCCAUUUUUUAAAAAGAUAAUGAUAGAGUGUCAACGCACUUAUGUAUAGAGAUGUUUUGCAGUCUAAGAAAUGUUGCUUGUGAAUGUUUGGAUUUGGUUUUGCAGAAUACAAAUCAAGUUUAAAAAA
This is a messenger RNA of Cynoglossus semilaevis (tongue sole), 1831 nucleotides long. It is a transcript of the gene jmjd4, whose product is annotated as jumonji domain containing 4. Bases 363 to 1658 code for a protein of 431 amino acids. Gene Ontology annotation, cellular component: nucleus; cytoplasm. Gene Ontology annotation, molecular function: 2-oxoglutarate-dependent dioxygenase activity; sequence-specific DNA binding. Lineage: Eukaryota; Metazoa; Chordata; Actinopteri; Pleuronectiformes; Cynoglossidae. Gene Ontology annotation, biological process: protein hydroxylation; positive regulation of translational termination. The transcript is spliced from 6 exons. The record is from RefSeq and is a predicted model, not a curated record.